AUGGUAGUGUUGACACGGUUCCAACAUCUUCUUCUUCAACCAAGAUUACUCUCUUCUCAUCAAUCUCGUGUUCUCCGUCAUCCUCUAAUCAGAACUCGAACAGUUAUCAGAUCGGUGAUGGGUUCCUCUUCCUCAUCCUCCUCGAAGCUUCUCUUCCGUCAGCUCUUUGAGAAAGAGUCUUCUACUUAUACUUAUCUUCUUGCUGACGUCUCUCACCCGGAUAAGCCUGCUCUGACAAAGGUCCCAGGAGUGAAAUCAGUCAUUUCGAAAGCAAGUGGUUCUAAAGCAGAUAUGUUUCUUGAGCCUGGUGACAAAGUAUCUAUUGGUGAUAUAUACCUUGAGGUCCGUGCUACACCUGGACAUACUGCAGGAUGUGUUACAUAUGUGACUGGAGAGGAAGCAAAUCAGCCCCAACCAAGAAUGGCCUUUACAGGAGAUGCUGUACUUAUCCGCGGUUGUGGAAGGACCGACUUUCAGGGUGGAAGCUCGGAUCAACUCUAUGAGUCUGUGCACUCACAGAUAUUUACAUUGCCAAAGGACACAUUGAUCUAUCCAGCGCAUGACUACAAAGGUUACGAGGUAAGUACAGUUGGAGAAGAGAUGCAACACAACCCACGUUUAACUAAAGAUAAAGAAACAUUCAAAUCCAUCAUGUCAAAUCUGAAUCUAGCCUAUCCGAAGAUGAUUGAUGUUGCAGUUCCAGCAAACAUGGUAUGUGGAUUACAAGAUUUGCCUUCUCAAGCCAACUUAUAA
This is a messenger RNA of Eruca vesicaria subsp. sativa (arugula), 753 nucleotides long. Lineage: Eukaryota; Viridiplantae; Streptophyta; Magnoliopsida; Brassicales; Brassicaceae. The record is from the annotation of a GenBank genome assembly.